Molecule: messenger RNA, 2236 nt
Organism: Nicotiana tabacum (common tobacco)
Lineage: Eukaryota; Viridiplantae; Streptophyta; Magnoliopsida; Solanales; Solanaceae
Product: protein BREVIS RADIX-like
Source: RefSeq, a predicted model, not a curated record
ACUACAAAAUAAAAUUAAGAGAGUACAAUCGGAUUUUCUUGUGGGGUUGGGUAGGUCGCUAUCAAGAGUGUUUUAUGGUUAAACGGGGUUUGUCUGUUUGUAGAAUCAGUUGCCGCUUUCAAAACUCGACAGCGUUUAUUAAAUUCUACAGCGAUUUAUCAUUCAUUCAACCAACCAGAUUUUUCCCUUCUCUCUGCUGCUCUACUGAUCCUACUACUACUGCUGCUACUACUGCUACUCUUUACACUUUUUUCUCUUUUUCCUCGCAAUGAAGAAGCAAAAGGGUGUGAUAAUUGAUUAAUAAAGAUUUAUGAUGAUGAAUAAUCUGUCAGAAAAUUCGGCUCUAUAUACUCAGAAAUGAAAAAAGUUGAUUUUGAAUGAGUUUUUGAUUUAAAUCUUUUCCUUUCUUUCUUUUUUUCGUUUUCAUUAUGAACUUUCUAUAUGAGAUUUCUUUUGGGCAUUCAAUUAUUGACUGUUCUUUUUAGUCUUUCUUCUUCUUCUUCUUCUUUAAUAAACUCUCUCUCUCUUUCCCUUUUCUAUCAGUACUUCCUCUGAUCCGAAGCCUUCUUUGUCUCUCUUUUUCUUUCUCUGUCUCUUUAACUUCUUUUCUUUUUGUUUCUGUUGUUUGCGAAUUUUGUCUGUCUUUUGGGUGGGGAGACAAGAUAAUUAUAACUUUGGCUUAUAGGCUUAUUCAUUAUUCUAAUCAAGUUAUUUUGAUAUAACAGUCAGGUACUGUAAAGAGAAGAAAAGAAAAGGGAAAAGAGAAAGCAGAAGGAGAGGAUGUUGACGUGUAUCACGUGUAAGCAAAAGAUAGACGAUGAUGGAGGUGAAGAGGGACCCCGUCCUACUCCCAAUACUAAAGACUCCGUCAAAAGCCUCACGGCGCAGAUCAAGGAUAUUGCUUUAAAGGUCUCAGGAGCUUAUAAAUGCAAGUCAACUACACCAAGUAGUUACAGGAAAGGGCAUAGACCAUAUCCUGAUUUUGAUACAAUAUCAGAGGGAGUUCCAUAUCCAUAUCAACCAGCAAGUUCUAGUUCUACUCCAGCUUGGGAUUUUACAAAUGCUGGAAAUCUAAGGACUCCUAGACCUGAUCCAAGAUUUGCUAGAGGAUUUAGUGGCGGUGAUGUGGUGGUGGAAAAUGAUGAGCAAAAAGAGUGGACAGCACAGGUCGAGCCUGGUGUUCAGAUCACGUUUGUUUCUCUCCCUAAUGGUGGAAAUGAUCUUAAACGAAUCCGCUUUAGUCGGGACAUGUUCAACAAAUGGCAAGCUCAAAGAUGGUGGGGUGAGAAUUAUGACCGAAUUAUGGAGCUUUAUAAUGUUCAGAGAUUCAAUAAACAAGCUCUUAACACGCCUGGACGGUCUGAGGAUGGGAGAGAUUCCAAUUAUUCGAGGCUUGGAUCUGCAAUGGAGAGCCCUAUGAUGACUCCUGCAACAAACAAGGACUGGACUCCAAGCAGUUACCAUAAACCAACAGGAUCAACUACUGCCUAUGCAGCUGGUUUCCCAAAGGGUGACAUGUCAUAUAUGGACGCGUCAAGGACUACCACUGACUCUAGAGAUGAAGCUUCACUUUCCGUUAGUAAUGCUAGUGAAAUGGAGUCAGAAUGGGUAGAACAAGAUGAGCCUGGGGUCUAUAUAACCAUCAGACAACUAGUUGAUGGCACUAGAGAGCUACGCCGUGUUAGAUUCAGCCGAGAGAAGUUUGGAGAGGUGCAUGCAAAGCUGUGGUGGGAACAGAACCGAGAGAGAAUACAAACUCAAUACCUUUAAACCAACAAAUUUCCUUACUAAGCUGCAGUUUUUUAUCCAGAGAAAUUCCAUGGAAAAGGGAACAAUUUUGCCUCUUCAAUUCGAUGUGAUGAAGCUGAAAUGGAGAUCAGAAGAUACUUAAAUUUAAAGCUCCAUUCUACAGAACAAAGCAUUUUUUCAUGGCAUUUCUUGAUCUCUAGUUAUAUAUGAUCUUGCAAAUUCUCCAAUGAUCUCCUUUUGGCUUUAGUUUAGGGCUAUAUGGAUCUCCUGACUUUCUUUAAAAGUUCCACAGUUUACCUUGUAACAUAAUCCAUAUCAAGCUUAAUUGAACCAAAUGCUGAUUAUGCAAAACACACAGCUUUGUUAAACUACAAUUAAUUGUCAAUUCUGAUAGCUUCUAAUCAGUUAUUCAAGCUGAAAUGGAGAUCAUUACAAGAUAUUUAUGUUUUAAAAGUACUUGCAGAUAGAAUGGCUCCAUUCUACAGAA